Molecule: messenger RNA, 1554 nt
Organism: Xenopus laevis (African clawed frog)
Lineage: Eukaryota; Metazoa; Chordata; Amphibia; Anura; Pipidae
Product: E3 ubiquitin/ISG15 ligase TRIM25-like
Exons: 1
Coding region: 1-1554 (517 amino acids)
Source: RefSeq, a predicted model, not a curated record
AUGGCAUCCUCUAAUCUGAGAGAUGAGCUCAACUGCUCGAUUUGUCUGAACAUUUAUAAUGAACCCGUAACGAUUCCGUGUGGGCAUCACUUCUGCCAGCAAUGCAUUGAGAGUGUGCUGGAUGCCCAGAAGGGACAUGGAGUCUUUACUUGUCCAGAAUGCAGAGCCGAGUUUCCCGAGCGUCCAGCCUUGCAGAGUAGCAGGAAACUGAGAAACAUCGCAGAGCAAUUUCUAUUGACUCCAGUAGAGGAGGAGACUGGGAUCUUCUGUACUUACUGCAUUCACUCUGCUAUACCUGCUGUGAAAACAUGUCUGCAUUGUGAGGCAUCUCUUUGUGUCAACCAUAUGAGGGUGCACAGCAAGUCUGAAGAGCAUGUCUUAAUGGAACCCACCAGUUCCCUGGGAUAUAGAAAAUGCUCCAUCCACAAAAAGGUUCUGGAAUAUUACUGUUCUGAGCAUGCUGUCUGUAUUUGUGUGUCCUGCUGCUUGGCUGGAGAGCAUAGAGGACACGAGGUGAUGCUCCUGGCUGAUGGGGUUAAGCAGAAGAAAGAGAAACUGAGAAAUGUUCUAGGGAAUCUUAACCCACAGAUGGAAUUUACUGAGAAAGAAAUGCAGUUUCUUCAAGAUCACAAGAGAAAAAUACAAGAUAAAGCAGCCAAAGAAACGGAGAGCGCUACCGCCAUAUUCAAGGACAUCAGAGACCAGCUGGAAACCCUAGAGAAGCAAGUCUUGAGCAAGAUCAUCAAGGAACAAGAGCAAGUAUUGUUCAAAGUCUCUGAACUAAUCCAACAACUGGAAAUAAGGAGGGACAAGUUAACUAAGAAGAUUGGGCACAUUGAGGAGCUCUGCAACAUGGAUGAUCCUCUUACUGUCUUGUGUGAUGAAGAGAAUGGAGAUAGUGUGGAUAUAAAUGCUGGCUUUUAUAUGUUCCAUUCUGCAGAGGUUCUUAAAAAGGACCUCUUCUCAGAGACAUUUUUCACAGGCUUAUCUGGAAUAGUGACAGAGCUGAACAAAAAGAUUUAUGGGCAGGAGGCUACAGGCAUGUUGUUGGAUAUAAAUACAGCUGGUGAAUAUAUGUCUGUAUCAGUAGACAAGAAAUUUGCAACCUGGUCAGACUCAACUCGUGGCUACCCACAAACACCACAGAGAUUUGAGAACAAUCAGGUUUUAAGCUCCUUCAGUUUUAAUUCAGGGAGACAUUACUGGGAUGUUGAAGGCCCUAUAUCAAGGGGUUGGGGAAUUGGUGUUGCCUACCCAAGUAUAACUAGAAUGGGUCACCAAUCUAAGUUUGGGUAUAAUAGCAAAUCAUGGUCUUUGUGUGGAGUAAAUAAUUCCUACACCGUAAGACAUGAUAGUGGCAGAAUACGUUUGCCCCAUUAUCCCUCCUGUGACCGAAUUCGAGUCUCACUGGACUACGAGGAAGGGCGUCUGUCAUUCUAUGAAUUGAGCAACCCGAUAAAACGCUUACACACAUUCAAGGCUACCUUCACCGAACCUCUUCAUGCGGCAUUUUGGGUGGGUAGAGCUGAUGGCAGUGUGUGGAUUAAAUGCUAA